CUGGAUGCAGUAGACUAGCUUCGGCAUUGCAUGAAUCAAUAGCUUCUGGGGUUUUUUUUGGGACAUACUGCAGAUUGGACUUACUAAACAAUAUACUGAAGACUAUAACUUUUGAACUUCAUGGUCAGGAGCCUUACUUUACACAACUAAAAGCUGAAAUACUGCGGAUGGUUACCAAUUGUGCCUGCAUUGAUUGAACAAAUUCUCUGGUGGUAUCAAGGCAUCGGCAUAUACCAGAUGGGUUAAAAACAAUUGAGGGAAGGUGUGCUGUUGGCAACUUUAACCAGCAUAAACACUUAAUAUACUUCUGAAUAAUCCGAUGCUGGAUUUUGGAGCCCCUGAAUCUCCUGUAAGGAAUAGACUAGCUACAGCUUUGCAUGAAUCCAUAGCUUCUGGGGCAUUUUUUGGGACGUACUGCAAAUUGGACUCUCUGUAUGAUGAGAGUGGGUUGAAGCAGAAAGAAAAAUGGGAUGAACUGAUCCGUGACAAGGGUUCUGAAUUAAAAGAUAUACUGAAGACUGUAACUUUUGAGCUUCAUGUUCAGGAGCCUUACUUCACUCAACUAAAAGAUGGGUUAAAAACAAUUGAAGGAAGGUGUGCUGUUGGCAACUAUAACAGGUAUGGCUCACACUUGAUAUGUUUUUGAAUAAUCUGAUGCUGGAUUUCGGUGUGUCGGUCCUUCUUUCCCACUGGGUGCUAUAUGCCAUUUAUGUUUCAUUGUCUUUAAGUAUAUUCUUUUGUUAAAUUCAUUCUUUGAAAGGGGAACCCUCCAUGAAAUUGAAGUCAGUAUCUGUGUGCCUUACCAACUACUGGUCCAUGCAUGGUGUAAUUGUUAGCUUGAGAUUUUUCUUUUGUUUUUCUUUUUGCUGGUUAUGCUGGCAACAUAUCUUGUAGGGAAUACUGAAAUAUAUUUCAAGGGUUUUCAUUUGUAUUUUCUGCUAAUUUGCUUCUGGUUCAGGAUUACCUCAGGGGCUAUGAUCCUCUUUAAUAAAUGCUUGGUGCUUGAGGUUCAGGUAAGUAAGAUGUCUAUCAUGCUCAUUUAUUCAUGCUUUCUUUUUUCUAAUUUGUUUCUUUAUAUUUCUUUUAACCGGUAGGAUAUUCACCAUCAUUCCUCAUUCUCGGAGAUGUUGGAAACAGAGGGUCUGACAAAAGUCGUUCCUGGAGUUCAGACAGUAGAAGAAGGGGUUAAAGUCUACAGGAAGUUUUACACAGAAGAGAAGGAGAAGUCCAAUGGUGUUCUUGCAAUUUUUGUGGCAAAAUUAGCCUGUCAACCCUACCUUACUCUAGCAAGAAUACUCUGUGGGUUGAGUUAUGCAGGGAUUCAAAGUCUUUUGAGUCGUGACCUAUGACACUGAGUAAGAAUUGACAACAUCAGGUCCUCUCUAUCUGCUUUCUAAUACAAAGUUGAAAGUAGAGGAGGAUGUCUGAUGGAGAGCUGUCAUGCAGAAAGCACAAUUCAUGACUCCAUCCAUUCAUCCCUUCAGUUUGAAAAAUUGUAGUAGUGUUGGCUUUGCCUGCUCAGACAUUAUUUGCACCAUUGCUGGCUGCUCCGAACUUCAGAUGGAUUGUUCGUUGAUGAGGAUAUUAUGUUCAAGAAAUAGUGAAUGAAAGGGAGGAUUCCUCUGUUGUAGAUUUCCCCCAACAAUGACUAGUGUAUUUCAUAAACAAUUGAAAGUUGA
This is a messenger RNA of Rubroshorea leprosula, 1679 nucleotides long. The record is from the annotation of a GenBank genome assembly. Lineage: Eukaryota; Viridiplantae; Streptophyta; Magnoliopsida; Malvales; Dipterocarpaceae.